Messenger RNA from Pocillopora meandrina, 1185 nucleotides. The record is from the annotation of a GenBank genome assembly. NCBI's taxonomy places the organism in Eukaryota, Metazoa, Cnidaria, Anthozoa, Scleractinia, Pocilloporidae.
AUGCCUAACGACUUCGUAAAGGCGACGAAUUUAAGCUCCCAAGAGACUUUAAAUCACGGCUACUCAGCAGAUGGACUUGAGACAGAAAUUCAACAAAGUCAGAUCGGUCUCGUGACGGCUUACUAUGUAAUGAUAGUGCUCUCACUGGUGGGUAAUACAGUGGUAAUCAAAGCCAUCAGAAGAAUCGGAAAGAACUUACGACGACCAGUACAUUUCCUAUUUAUCAUAAACCUUUCUGUGGCCGAUCUUCUUUUUGCUUUAGAGAUGACACCCAUGAUCUGUGUUCAUCUGCUCUUAGGAGGAGCGUGGCAUAUUCGCGGUCAAUUCGGAGAGUUUCUCUGCCGAUUUGACGUGUUUUUGUCCGCAGUUUUAAUUCUUACGUCGAAUCUGACAAUUUCAGCCAUCGCUGUGGAGAUGUUUCUGGGGAUAUUUUUCCCUUUGAAGGCGCUGCUGUCGAAGAAAAGGGCGUAUUUUAUUAUUGCCGCCACGUGGUUUGUAAGCGGGUGUUAUAGCAGUCCGCUGUUUUCUUUUGCGCAUCUCAAAGCACACGGCAUCGGUGACGUAAUAUGUUUCGUGGGGAUAACGAACGAAAAGGUCGUACAAUGGUUUACAUUUCAAACAGUGUUGUUGGCGGCGGGAUUUGUGAUCACUCUGGCGUUGUAUUCAGCCAUCGGUAUCAAACUUUGGCUCCUCAAAUCACCUGGAUUUCACUUCCACGAGGUACAGCGAAAGGGACGAGCGAAAAGAACUAAGGCUCUCAAAAUGUUGGCGAUGUUGGUAUUUGUCUUCUACGUUUCAUUCAUACCAUUUUGGAUUUUACAGUUAUCUCUUCACUUCGGCUUUUAUGACAAGCUUACCCCGCAUUACAGCACCAUCUCAGCAUUCCUUAUGCUUUGUAACGGAACUGUAAACCCGGUAAUUUACAGCGCCUACAACAAGGAUAUUCGAGAUGAAUUCAAAUCCUUGAUCACUUGUAAGCCACCGCCGGAACGCCCGCGAAGUCUAAUAGCAUUUCACUCCAAAGCGAUAAGGAGGAAAAAAUAUGAGGAUUUAGAACCGAGAUCACGAAAUCAACAGUUUCCUAUGAAUGCGUUGUCUGAAAGAAUUAGCAGCCAGUCGUCAACAAUGCAGCCAGUUACUGGUGAAAAGAACUUGGCUUGCAGUUUUGAAGACACGCCACUGUGA